Molecule: messenger RNA, 3083 nt
Organism: Vitrella brassicaformis
Lineage: Eukaryota; Vitrellaceae
Source: the annotation of a GenBank genome assembly
CCUCCCUCGCCUAGCUGUUCAAGAGGGAAGGUAUGCUCCAGUGACGCACACAUGAGCGCUCUGCGAUUGGAUCUGUGCGCUCUUUUUCGUUCAGCUGUUGAGAGUCAUCGCAUGGAGGACGAGUGUUCCGCGUUGGAGGGAAACCCCAUUGGGCCGGUGAGGAAGACGCCACGAUUGCCACACGACGAUGUGCAUCUGCUUGCCUUCGUUGACUCGUCAGGCACACGAUAGACUGGUCGCCUUGCCUCAGUCUGAGAUGGAAGGUAUGAAGCAAGAAACAGGCGCCCUGCGUCACGUGAUUCAUCCAUUACGUGUGCGUGAAUGCAUCCAUGCAGGUGCGGACCUGGGUGCGUCGAGCCCACCAGGUUCAUGCCUGAUGACGCCCAGCGCAUCGCGAAGUUCCGACCCUCCCCUGCCCGGCUCUGUUGGCUGCGGCUAUGCACCGAGUGGGGUUGGUAUCCCCUUGAACAACACUCUGGACAACGAUUCGGGCAACGAUCUGCAGCUGUCAUCCAACCUAGAGGUGGGUGGGUGACAAGACUGAGUAGACCUGACGGGGUGCAUUAUAGCUGAUGGCUGUCUGUGUACAGCUCUCCCAGGAAUGGAGAUGGCAGAGCACAGAUGAGUUGUACGGAGCGACCGACGAGCAAGGUAGGGGAUCCAGAGGGACUAUGCCUGCCUGGACCCACUAUUCGUUGUAUGUCAACAGACGCCCUGAUGGGCCCGUCGUUCUGGGAGGGGCUCCAUCCACCGAUUCCCUACACCACCGUGCGCACUCGUGGGCGGCUUUUUGAGGCGUUUAGUGGGGCUGUCUUCCCUUCGCUCAAUCAACAGGUGGGUCGGCGGGCUACAUGUGAGUGAAGCGACGCUAAUUAAUGGCUGUGCGAAUGUUGGCCUUAUGCAGAGCUGUGACGGUGUUGCGGCCCCUCCUGCCGCAAGCACUCCCGCGUCGGCGCCAUCUGGAGACUUUCCACUCAUCCCUUCGCCGAGUGGACCCCAUCCGCCCAGCCAGCAUACCACUCAGAUGCCACCUGCUGCAUCGAAUGCUGCAACAGUUGAAGGUAAGUGCGCGACACGACUGACUGCUUCCAGUUUGUCGUCAUUGGUGCUCCUGCUGCCUUUUUUUGUCAGUGUCCAUUCUGGCCAUGCUCCGAGAGAAGUGGCCAGCUCUGAAGCUCGACAGGCGCAGCUCGACUUCACGCGUGGACCCCAAGGACAGCAAGGCGGCUCCCGAGGACUGCCAGAUGUGGCUCGUCUGGGUGGGAGGUGAGUUCCCUCCCGGGUGGGAGGGGUGGCGGUUCGCGCUCUUGCCCGCCGACAUCGACCAAGACAAACGAGACCGCGGCGAGCUCAGGACGUGGUACCGCAGACUCGAUUUCCGCCCGCCUGCCGCUCUAGGGCAAGGGGACUCUGACUACGAUCGGCGGUGCUGCGUUCGGGCAUACUUCAACGGCAAGCUCAUGCACGUCAUCCCGUAUCAACCCGUCAACAGGGACAGCACCGAGAAAAUCGCCUGCACGUGCCUGUUCCGCUAUGAUGACGGCACCCUGUGCGGCUUCCAGUCCACGUACAAGAAGAUCAGACAUUCCCACCUCGCGAAGACUCAUGGGCUGCGCCCCAAGAUCGUCAAAACAAAGGUCAGAGAAUACACCUGUCACAAGCAGGCCUAAACCCUCUGAUGCACUGCGUGCUCCUGCGUGUCUGUGCAUGUCUGCAGGGUCUGGGUGCUGGUCCGACCAAGUGCAAGAAGAGGGGCGCUGGCAAGAAGAGAAACGCGGACAAGGACGGUGCGGUUCAGGACUCUCUCGCAUCGCAGGGUAAAGAGCUGACUGUCAACGACGCGGCUACAUUGCAUCGCUUGAUGUGCAUUCACAGGGUCUGCUUGAGCGGUCAAGAACGCCAGAAGGCCCAAAGACGAGGGAUGCUGAUCUGUGUGAAGCGCAAGUGUACAUGACUCGUGUGUGCUGUGGAUGGGUUGGCGCUCUCCCGAUUUUUGAGAGGCUGCUGGGAGAGAGUGCAUGGGUUUUGGUUGGUCUGCUCUUACACCAAUACAUGGUGUAAUGCUUUUUUUCUGCCCAUGCCUUGUACUAUAUUUUCUGUUCGCAGUGAGUCAAUGGCAGAUGUGCGGUUGUCUCAAUGGCUCAGCAGACGCGCCUGCCAUGUCUGCGCCGCGAGAGAGAGGAAUGGUGACCUGAGUGUACGUGGAAUGAAUGGGACGGCGAGUGCCUUUCCUUUAACUGUCUACGCGCGAUUGUUGUUUUCUGUAUGUGUCCAUGCGAUUGUGAUGCCGAUGCAAUGCGUCGAUGGGCAUAUGUACACCGAUACAUAUAUACAUACAUAAAUAUAUAUAUAUAUAUGCAUACAAACACACGCAUGCGCAUACGUAUACGCAUACGUAUCUGCCUGCCUUUAUUUCCAUGCAUGCGUCGGUUUUUUAUGGACUUACCUGCAGAUGUGUGUCGUGUGACUGGUGGAAGCACAAAAGUGGCGCAGGCAGGCAGGCAGAGAGGCACUGUGUAUGCGUCGUGCUGCGUGUCAAGGUGAGGGAGGGGAGAUCAGGGUGAUGAUUCAUCAGCGCCAGAGUGUGAUAUCGACUGUGAAGUGGAUUUAAAAAUGUAAAAUGUACGGAUUGCACCUUUUGUUUUUGCAUGAGUUUGUUAAUCAGCCUUCUACCCGGAUCUUCUCGGCGGGCUGAUCCAGCUCGGGCUGGCCUGAUGUGAUGGUGCAUGGAUGGAUGUCAUGUUUGUGCCCUUGUGUGUGGAUGUUUCCUUCUCGCUUCUCACUCAUGGAAUGGCUGGCAUAGUCACGAGGGACCACGCCCUUCACUUGCUUUGAAUGGAGGCUGAGGGGCUGGGCUGUCAUGUCUUCACUGCGUGAGAGCGGCAAUGGAGAGCGUUGAUGUGAGCUCUUCGCAGCCUGCGGCAUUUUUUUGCAUUCUUGGCUCCAUUUUUUGAUGAUCACGCACCGCUUGAAUCCAAAUCGUGUUGUAGGUCGCUACAUGAGUACACAGAAGACAGAGACACACGCUUUCACAGAAGCAAAAGUCGUGUACGGGAGUGAACGAAGGAACCAAUGAAGCAGAU